This is a messenger RNA of Bufo bufo (common toad), 2019 nucleotides long. RefSeq lists its product as uncharacterized. Lineage: Eukaryota; Metazoa; Chordata; Amphibia; Anura; Bufonidae. The coding region runs from base 452 to 1840 and encodes 462 amino acids. The transcript is spliced from 2 exons. The record is from RefSeq and is a predicted model, not a curated record.
GUUAACUUAUUGGUCCCCCUUCUUCUUUCUUCCCCCUCACUUACUUGGCGGAGACUGUGGGCGCGCUCGCAGUUGCGGCCUCCCGACUCUCUCCCCAUCUUCCCGCCGUCCGGCUGCGCUGAUCCCGUCAUCUCGCGUGAUUUCGGCCGGCCGCGGGAUUUCGGCGGCCAUUUUGGGGUGGCUUUUUUUCUUGCAUGCUUUCCCCUGCUCUUUCCCUCUAGCGCCGCCGGCUCCUUCCGUUUCCUGCGCCUUCUCCGUUGCGCCUGUGUCUCCCUGCUCCGGCUCACCGCUGGGUAACUACCCACUGUGAGCAAUCGCUUUUUCUCUCCACAGGUUAGCUUGCCAUAAUAGGUGUAGACCUUUAGAUAAUUUCAGAACCGUUGGCAUUGAUUGCCCUGUACUGCCCCUGAUUACUAUUUACUCAGUGGGGCAUUAUUACACAAACGUGGCUAUGUCUCAACCCACGGGCCAUACUCCAUCACAAUCUAUGGAGACAGGCAGGGAUUCUACCCCCUCUCCUAUGCCUGCGCCUGGUGGAUCCGUUUUCUCAGCGGAGGCUUUCCAGCGCUCUGUGUCUGAGGCCAUUAGGGCCGCUAUGGGCUCUGUCACUCACUCCCUCACCAAGUCUAUAUCAGAUGCCCUCUCUACUCACCCUGGUGUCUCCAGUGACACGGCACAGCCCGAUUUAACAGUACCUCACGCCUCCAGAACACAGUUGAUUGGUGAGUCUAAUGCCACCCCAGAGAGCGCGACCUCGCGCAAAAGAGCCUCAUCCCGCCAGGCAGAACGGGCGAGGAAAUGGAAGUGCGCUAGAGCACAGACUGAUUUAGAGAUCGACUCUGAGAUCGACUCUGACGAGGAGGUUAGAUGUGAGGAUCUUGACUACCCCGAUGAAGGUCUGUCUGAUUCUGCCCCUGCCGAUCCUACUCCGGCACCUACCCCGGCGCCUCCUGGCGUUUCGUCUGCUGAUGUCUUCCAGGGACCUUCUGGGGUUUUGACGGAUCCCCUAGGGGACCCCCUUUUCGAUCCCGACAGUCUCCACCACCCCAGAUCCGCAGAAUGGCUCCCGCUUGAUCACGUUGCUCAAUACCUAGCAGCGCGUGUUCGUUGCCCUCUGACCAAGGAGGCUCGCAACAAGCUCAAAGCCGAAUGCCCUAGACCCAUUGUUGCUAAUAAGGUCUGUGACACCCCAUCCGUGGACCCCAAAAUGGUCCAGUUUUUGGCAAAGUCUGGGUGGAACCCUAGAAGGGGGCUGGAGUCGGCCCUUAAGGCGACCCAGGACAAGCUCCUGGACCUUUUCGGCCCGUUGACAAAGAUCUUUGAGUUGGCGGAAAUCGCCAGAGAGACAGAUACACCCGUUGAUCCGGAGCAUCUCCGAGGUUGGGUCCAAAGGGCCAUAUGUAUAGCAGGAAAUGUGAAUACUUCCCUGUCAAUAGAACGACGGAAAGCUAUUUUGUUCAAGAUUGAACCAAAACUGGUCAAUUUAGCUCUCACUGAGGCCGGAGGAGAGGCACAGGGACUGCUCUUUGGAGAGUCCUUCAUUAAGGACAUGGGCAAGUUCGUGGGUGCCUUCACCGCCCUGGAUAAGGCACAAUCAUCCAUGAGGAGAGUGUUCCAGGGCCGUUUUUCCGCUAGGGCCGGCAAUUACAGGGGCCGUUCUGCCGGCCGUUCGUCAUUCCACGCCCGGGGUUCGGGCAGAGGCUCCUACGGUCAAAGAUCCUUCUCUCAGCGAUACUCAUCCCAGGACACCAGGCAAUCGCAGGGUUUCUUCCCAUCCCGUGGUGCUCCCAGCCGCAGACCCUUCAGAGGUGGUUCCGGAUUUCGUCGUCCCCUCGGUUGACUUUCCUGAGGUGGUUCUCGCUGGUUCCAGUGGACUGGCGGUUUCCUGUUACAGUUCUGCAGUUGCAGUUUCGAGGAGUUCCCCUCUUGACAGAGGUUCCGGAUGAUGGCUCUCCUGCUCUCCGGUUUCUGAGUGUUUCCCGUUCGGAUGGUUCCGGUUUGUUGCAGUUCGGUUGGAAU